AUGGCCACCUCCGUCAAUGAUCUCCCAAACGAGAUCCUAAGCCAAAUAUUCUCCCACCUGGACCGACCUGCGCCAUCAGACUCGAAACUCCAUGAUCAACCAAGCUCUUUCAUGCUGCAGAACCUCUUUUUUGACCGCGAUCUCAAGACUACUUCUCUCGUUUGCAAGCGAUGGCGAGGUGCCGUGCUCCCUCUGCUGUUCCGCCAUGUGGUCUGGACAUUCGACCGAUUCGAGUUACCGCUCAUGGAAGAGACGGGAAACCCUGCGUCCGCGAUCGAGUUUUUGUCAUUCCUCCGGGCGAACAAUUUGACCAACUAUGUCGAAACACUUUCAAUGUUUGUCGAAGAUGCCAUGGGCGGCGUAUCGGACGGCACCAGCAGUGCCACUCUUAUGGAGACAGGCUUUGCGAACAAGGCCUCGUACAGCGAAGACUACAACUGGCUCUGGACGACAAUCUUUGAACAUAUUGAUCCCACCCGGCUUACAAUGAUUGCGUCGCCACGGGUGUUGGCCCAGAUGCUAUCGCGUAUGCUCUUCCUUGGGGAUGCGUGGAACUUUUCCAUGCCUCGGCAUGUUCUUUCGCUAUCACGCAAAGAAAAAAGGUCAAAAGAGACGCAACUCGAGGCACCGGUGACAGCAUCAUCAACAAGUCAGGCAUCUAGUUCUGAACUCACACAUCAGAAGCGUGUUCCAUGUGGCCUCUUCACCAUCCGCCCAUGGCAAGCUCUCUUACUGAACGAAGGAUCCUCGACGCGAGUCUACAAGACAUACGAAUUCUACCUCAAACGCCCACCUUCCAUCCUCGGCGCUCUUCUGGGCGCAGAAGAGUUCCCCAAUGACGAAUCCAUGAUCCCCUCCUCGAUCCGCGACCUCUCCUACGUCGGCAUCUUCCCCCUAUCAAGCCACUUCAACACCCUUGUCCAAAACGUCCCGCGUCUCGACCGCCUCUUCGUCCAGCUCGUCCCCCGAAACGACAUCCUCUCCGACCACGAAGAAAUGCGCAACGUCGACCUCGCCGAUCUCUGGAUGGAGCGCAACACGGCCUACUCGAUGCUGUUCCGCGAGCUCUUCAACCCGAGCCCGGACAGCCCCUGGCUCGAGCUGAGCGUCUUUGAGAGCGGCGACGCGGCGGACAAGGAGGCGUGGGAUAUGGCGGUGCAGUUUGUGCAGUUUAGCGGCGUGCAGGGGUGGCGGGUCGCAGGCGAGGGCGUCUUUGCGAGGGAAGGGGACGAGGACGACGUCGGUGCGAUCCUCGGCAUGUCUCAGUCAGUGGCGCCAGCGGGAUCGUCAAGAUCACAAACAUUGUCUGGGUGA
Messenger RNA from Colletotrichum costaricense, 1314 nucleotides. Its product is annotated as F-box domain-containing protein. NCBI's taxonomy places the organism in Eukaryota, Fungi, Ascomycota, Sordariomycetes, Glomerellales, Glomerellaceae. The transcript has a single exon. The record is from RefSeq and is a predicted model, not a curated record. Bases 1 to 1314 code for a protein of 437 amino acids. Gene Ontology annotation, molecular function: protein binding.